Molecule: messenger RNA, 689 nt
Organism: Papilio xuthus (Asian swallowtail)
Lineage: Eukaryota; Metazoa; Arthropoda; Insecta; Lepidoptera; Papilionidae
Product: CEN-like protein 4
Exons: 4
Coding region: 40-618 (192 amino acids)
Source: RefSeq, a predicted model, not a curated record
UUAACUGUUCGUUUCUUGUGCACUAAGUACGAUUUCACGAUGAAACGUUUGCACUUUAUUACGCUUACAUUUAGUUUAAGUAGUAUUAUAUGUGAAGGGGUGCCACAAUGUUCAAUGGGAGAUGUUAAGAGCCUGCUUGAGGGAUGCGAUAGAUUAACUGGACUCAACGUAACAAGUGUAGGAGGAACGAUGGUUAACGAUCACAAUUGCGAUGUUCUUCUUCCUAAACAAGUGUUUAGUGACGAGCCGUUGUUUCAAUACGCAUUAGCUGAUUCGAAAAAGUUUUAUACAAUAAUUAUGGUAGACCCAGACGCACCACCACAAACUGAAGGAGAAUUUUUCUUGCAUAUGUUAAAAUCUAACAUACCUGGUCUUGCACUAAGAGCGAAAGAGAGCAUUAAAACAUUUGGCAUUGAUUACCGAGGUUAUAAACCACCAGCGCCACCUCGCGGAACCGGCCCACACCGCUACAUAACAUUACUCUAUGAACAAGGCGACGGCAAUAAUUUCCUACCGAGUGUGCCGCCAUCUCGUAGUCGCUUUAUGCUUUCAAAUUGGCUACGGGGGAAGAACCUGUGUGGACCUGUGGCCGCCACGCAAUUCAGGGCUCAAUUCUAGAUGGCGUUAGUUGUUUAAAUUUUCAGAUAUAUUAUGAAAACGACUUUAGGGCAAUACAUAACGUAAAUUAA